Cottoperca gobio is the source of this 4838-nucleotide messenger RNA. RefSeq names its product smoothelin b (gene smtnb). Gene Ontology annotation, molecular function: protein binding. NCBI's taxonomy places the organism in Eukaryota, Metazoa, Chordata, Actinopteri, Perciformes, Bovichtidae. The record is from RefSeq and is a predicted model, not a curated record. The transcript is spliced from 20 exons. The coding region runs from base 266 to 3472 and encodes 1068 amino acids.
UGGGAAUCCUCGGUUCAAAACUGGCCAACGUUCCCUUGUGAUAGAGUGUGCGCCUGUUUCUGCUUUCACUACGUCUUUAGAGACGACAACAUAGGACCGAAGUGUGCUCUCUAUAAGCGGGACACGGGUUUAUUUUAGCUGAAGAAGUUUCUGAGUUAAAGACAAAAGCAGCAACAAGUCGUGCAGGUGGUAGACCACACGUUGACCGGGGAACCAGUCUGAAAUCAUCCAGACCUUCUCGUCUCAUCUGAGCCCGACAAGAAAGAUGUCCGUGGAGAGUUACUCGGCGCUGGAUGAGUCCUCUCUCCGAGCCUUGCUGGAUGGAACCGUGGAUCUGGACGAGAGGCGCAUCAUCCGUUCAGCCAUCCGUGAGUUGAGAAGCAGGGAGAUCGAGGACAUGGAGGCCGCUCUGGCCAGCAAGAGAUUUCGACCCACACGCCUCAAACAGCAGGAGGACAAGGAGAACCAGCACAGCGACAACUUGGACGUCCUGUCACAAAAACUACAAUCGAUCCAGGAUAUCGAUGAGCUUACAAAAAUGCUCCGUGCCGCCAGCGAGUACGAGGAGAGGAAGAUGAUCAGAGCAGCCAUCAGACAAAUCAGAGAUGAACAGCAGCAAGGGAGUGCGGAGCAGGUUAAAGCUCCGGGUCGCUGCCUGGAACCUGGGAGUGUGGAGCCCCAGAGCAGCAUGGGAACUGGGGAGACAGAGCGGGAGAGUCACAGUGAGCAAGAGCGUAUCCGAUCUCAGAUCCGGGAGUUGCGCGGCCAGCAGACACAACAAAGCAGAGAGCUGCAGAGAUUAGGCUCCAACUCAGACAUGGUGUUGGUUCUCGAUCACCUGGUGAAGGACGAUGGCCCCGGAGCUCUGCUGAUCCAGCCUCAGAGAGAGGCUGUGACCACAGAGCCUGACCUCGUCCUGUCUCAUCGCCAAAGGUCAGAUUCCUCAGCUUCCGACCGCAGUGUGACCUCUGUGCUUUCCAGGUCCAAUCUUGAUCCUGUGGCCUCAGAGAAGAGUCUGGGCUCAGCAUUCAGAGCCCGACUGGACUCAGGAGCCUCAGACAGAAGCCAGAGUCCCUUCCAGCGUGGUCGGCUAGACUCUGGGACAUCAGAGCGAAGCGUCAGCUCCCUGUCCAACGUAAGACAGAGACUGGGCUCAGAUGUCUCAGACUCUGGCGUCAGACCCCGUUUGGGCUCUGGGUCAUCGGACAGCGUUGGUGUUUUGUCACGGAAACGGACUGACUCAGGAACAUCUGACCAGAGUGUGAGUGUGUCCUCUGAGGAGAGGGGUCCAGCGGAGGAGGUGGAAGUGGCCACGAGUGGUUCAACUUACAGCACAGAUUCAGAAACUGAGAGUGGAAGCCAAGGUCCAGCCAGCCUCCAGGCCCGGUCCGACCAGGGCUGCAUCAUUGACCAGGAGCAGCCAGAUGGAGCUGUUUCAUCCAGGAGAGAUCCUGCAAAUGGUCUGCUCAACGGCAACGGCAAUGGAAAAAUCGACUGUCAGAAACAAAAGAUGACAAUUAACAGCGAGCUGCCCCUAACUCAUGGCAAAGCAAAGGAUUCUGCACCUGAGAAGAAAGAUGUUGUAUUGGAGCAAGUAAACCGCACCAACUCUAUACGUGAUCGAAUGCGCAAGUUCACGGAGCCCAGCCAGAGCGCAAGUGUCCCAGCUUUGAAGAAAGCUCCUCUGAGGAACGGGACCACCUCCGGCAACAGCGGCCAGGCAAAUCUCUCCAGAGCCACUGAGCUGUUUACACACGCAGGAGCAUCCCUCAUCACAUCUGGAGACAGGCCAGCAAGCCCACGUGUGGGCUCCACGUCUUGCACCUCUGCCGCAUCCCAGAGUCAGGCAAUACCUCAGCCAAGAGGUGUGGCCAACAAACCUCUGUCUUCAGUUAGCCAAUGGCAGAACUCCAUGGGUGGGACGAGGCAUCCAGCUGAAAAAGAUGCGCAUGCCUCCAGUAACUCAAAGGAAGACGGGACCCCAGGGAGAGAAGCUGCACAGCAGGUCACCCAGGGAGAGGCAGACCCGGACAUGAAGACUUUCCUCACUAUCGAGAUCAAGGAUGGGCGCACCACCACCUCCUCUACAUCCUCCCCUAGGGGCAACAUCGUGCCCACCACCAACAUGGCCCCACGCAUCGCCACUAACGCUCUGGGACAGAGAGCAGAGUUGACCCUUGGUCUCAGAGCUACACCGUUCAAGAUCUCCUCAUCCAGCCUAUCCUCUGGAUCCUCCAUCAAGAUGGAGACGGAGCCCGUCAUGGCCUCUGAGCCGGUGUUUUCAGCUGGUCCGUCUGCCCAGAUGGUGAGUCACGUCCCGGUCAUCCCCAACGGCUCCAGCACUCAGGGCAAACCCGACGAACGCUCCGGAAAACUGACUGCCGAACAGCUGGCUGCUAUCGAGGACGAAGAGCUCCUUGACAAAAUGCUCGAUGAGUCAAAAGACUUUGAGGAGAGGAAGAUGAUCCGUGCAGCCAUGAGAGACCUUCGCAAGAGAAAGAGAGAGGCCAUGCUGGGAUGUACUCAAGAGGAAAUAGACCAGAGAGAAAAGGAGCGCGACACCCGUCUGCAGGAGCUCAGGCAGCAGAGAGAAGAGCGAUCACAGAAAGGCCGUGCUGGGGUCGGAGCAGGAGAGGUGGUGAUGAGGAAGGUGGAGAAGUCAGCGGACGGCUCCAGCCUCAGCCAAGUCACCAAGACGGACCGCUUCGCUUCCUCUGAUGAUGGGAGCAGAUCAUCACGCAGCACUGUCGUGGAGGCUAGCUAUAUGCAGAAAACAGACAGAGGGACAAUGCAGUCAAAAUCAUACAGCUUCAGCUCUUCCUCAUCAUCAUCCUCCUCCAACACAAGCAAAAAAGUGGGCAGUGUGUUUGAUCGCGAGGAUGACUCAUCGUCUCGCAGUGGCAGCGGCGGAUUGGCCGCAGUAGAGCGAAGGCAGGCGGAGAGGCGCAAGGAGCUGAUGAGGGCUCAAACUCUGCCGAAGACCUCUGCCAUGCAGGCCCGCAAAGCCAUGAUAGAGAAGCUGGAGAAGGAGGGAGGCGGCCCUGGAAAUCAGGCAGUCGCCAAAGUAAACAAGGUCCAGCGUUCCACCAGCUUUGGUGUACCCAACGCAAACUCCAUCAAGCAGAUGCUGCUCGACUGGUGUCGUGCCAAGACCCGCUCGUACGAGCAUGUGGAUAUUCAGAAUUUUUCAUCCAGUUGGAGUAACGGCAUGGCAUUUUGUGCCCUGGUGCACAAUUUUUUCCCUGAAUCCUUUGAAUACGAAUCCCUGAGCCCCAGCAACCGCAGGCAAAACUUUGAGGUGGCAUUCAGCACGGCAGAGACGUACGCCAACUGCAUGCCUUUGCUGGAAGUGGAGGACAUGAUGAUCAUGGGUAAUAAACCCGACUCCAAAUGCGUCUUCACCUACGUACAGUCUCUGGUCAACCACCUGCGCAGAUACGAGAUGUCCAUGGGUCGGCCCUGUGACCUCUGACCUGUGUUUGGCGAGCGUUCAGCCUCAACAUGGCACUAUGGACAAGUUGGGGAUUGUGUGUGUGUGCUUGUGUGUGUGUGUGUGUGUCAGUUUGCUUAAUAUCUUUGUUGGCAGUGGUGAUGUGUAUUCAUUAUUUCAUUAACACAAAGUCCACCUUUCUCCAGCAAGAGUGCGCCAAAGUUUUUAUAAGACUACCUUUUCAAGCUUUAAAAUGUUACUUUUUUUUUUACUCGGCUCUGUACCUGGUAAUAUUUAACAUGCAGUAGCUGUGUCACCUCACUAGUGUACUGUAAAACACAUCAGAAAUAUUUGUAUAGUGUUUCCCCUUUAAGUUAUUUAUACCUACAUUUUUCUCUGCUUCACUUUUUUAUUAUUGUAAGUUGCUAGCAUUGCUGUUGGCAAUUUCACAGUAGUAGAAAAAUAUACCAGACCAUAUGGUUCAUUCUUUUAAUUCGGUAAUUUGUCUCUUUUUUUUUUUUACCAAACACUGGCUGCUUGAAGUAUUUGAAUUAAGUUAUUACUAUUCUAAUGUUGACAAUUAGCAUAUUUAUAUUUAAUUUGUGAGCACAGGGAUGUUCCUUCUUAAUUGUUUAAAUGGAUGCAACAUUGUUAUGAGUAAUCUCACCUUUCUGAAUUUGAAAGUGCUACUGAGAACUUGUUUCUUAUUUGAACAUUGUAUAAUAUUAUUCUCACAGCAAAAAUAUGUGCAAUGAAAAACUUUUUUUAUUCAGGUAGAAAGAGGUUUGUAGUCUGAUGUCAUGCAGCUGAAUGGUAUCAUUACUUGAUGUUUCUUACUGCUUGACUGACAGCAUCCCCUCAGCAUUGCCCUGCCAAACACACUCACACACAGCUCUUUUAGCAGUAGAUUUUGUCAAAAUAUAUUAUUUUUCAUUUUGUUAGUGUGUACAUUAUGCUUUUAAAAGGUUUUGUUUAAAGUGAAUCAUUAAGCUCAAGCUAUCACAAUGUUAUGUAAAACUAAUUGGGGUCCCCCUUUUUGGACGAGUUGUCCUGAUGGUCUGUUUAAACGUGAGUAAUCAUGACCGAACAUAACUGCCAAUUGUAUAUUUUACAACAUGAAAAAAAAAUGUAAUGAAGAUUUUUAUAGCACUUGUAAAAAAUACGAUUCCUUUGAGAAGAUGUUAAAAAAUCUGACCGUUUCAGAGCUGAAUGAGCUUGAUGAAACUUAUUUCUUAAUGCUGUGUUUUUAGUAGAUUUAGAGAAAUUAUUUCACCGCUGCCAACUGAAAAACGAAUACUUUCCAAGGAGCAGUGAGUGAUGUAAAUAAGAGCUUAAACACAUUAUAAUUUCAUGUUUCUGUGCACCACAGUUAAAUGGGAAUUGAAAUUAAACCAAUUUGAGAAAUGAA